Molecule: messenger RNA, 1239 nt
Organism: Rotaria socialis
Lineage: Eukaryota; Metazoa; Rotifera; Eurotatoria; Philodinida; Philodinidae
Source: the annotation of a GenBank genome assembly
AUGAGUAAUCAGGCGUCAGCACGCAUCAGCGCUUCGUCAUGCGCUGAAUGGUCGUGGUUAUCAGACUCGAAUUCAUCGGUGGCAUCGCAGUCAAUCGAGUGGAGUCGUUAUUCGGAUGUGGAAAAUCGUAUUAUCGAAGAAGCCUUCAGAGCUAGACUACCAAUCGCUACAUUAGAUGAUGUCUACAUCGAUUUCGAAAACGACAUUCAAGUCUCCAAUAAUGAUAUUAAUGAUCAAAAACCUAUUCAACGCCAGAUACGACGCAGAACUGAUACACAUUUACGAGAAGAACGUUUCGCGAUGAAUCCAAUUCCAGCAAAGAAUCCAUUUAGCGGCCUACAAGGUUGGACGCCUGAUUUCAUUGUACACGCAAAGAAAGAGUUAAGAUUGAAAAAAGAUAAACUACCAUCAAAUGAAUCAAGAAUAGUGUCAAUGCUUGUUGAUAGAGCCUCUCAAGGUAUUAUUGAAGAGGGUAAACUUGCAGGCAAAACACGUGAAGCUGAAUGGAUUGAAAAGAAUAUGGAAGUGUUGCGCUCGUCUUUACACAAUGGAAAUAAAGAACACGAAAAUGUAUGGCGAAGUAAAUUACGCACUUUCGGACCAUUUUGUAUACUUCUGUGGGAUGACCCUUACAAUCAUCUACCGCUCACGGGAGGAAAAAUGUUAUAUCGAGGAGCCAAUUUAUCCGAUGAUUUGAUCGCUCAGUAUGUCCAACUUGUUCGUAGUUCUGAUCAACGUGGUUCGUUUCAAGCGUUCACUUCGUCUAGUCGAAAUCGAGCUAAAGCUGAACAGUUCGGUAAUGUUUUGUUCGUUCUGCGUGUUAAUUAUGCUUAUACAACAGAUCUUAGUCAACUGUCUGAAUAUCCAGAUGAAGAAGAAGAACUUAUUCAUCCGGGUGUUUGCUUCACUAUUGAUGGUGUUCGUUAUGAUCCUGUCAAGAAUAAACAUGAGAUCUAUCUAACGCUUACACAUAAUGUUGAUGAUGAUCGUGCUAAUCCUGUUACUCGUCUUUACAAUGGCUUUUGUCGUGCUGCUAGCGCAAUUUUACUGCCUGUUAUGGAUGGUUUGAAUGCAGCACGUCCUGGUCCUAGUGCUGGAGGUGAUCAUCGUAUUAGUCGUAUGACGAACGGGGGCUUUUAUCGUGAUCGUAGUGGUGCACUGCGUGAAGAUCCUACGGGUACUCUUGCCGAUGAUUGCUAUCGUCGUGCUCAGCAAGCUCCCCGCUAUGAUCUUCAUUAG